ACCGUGUAUGAAUCGCGCGCGCGUCUCUUUUCGGCGGUUAUUACCGUUUUGCUCUUUCGUCUAUUUAUUUACAUUUUUUGUCUCUACCAAUAAUUAACAUUUCCCCCGCCGACGGACGUUCCGAAUUUUUAGCGAUUCCCGGACGGGCCGUGCGUGUGCGUGCGCGGGCGCCCCCCUCGCGCGGCGUGUGCGUCGUAGGUAAAUACGCGUGGGAAAAAAUUCGGGCACCCUCCCCGCCCCGCUGCCGUGGGAUUUUUCUUCCGAUCGGUCGCCGCCGCGCCGCGCCGCACCAGCACCGCCACCGCAUACCGUCGCGCGGCGUAUGUGCGUAGUCGGCCGCCGUUCACAUCAGUACCGCAGUACACGCACACGCACACGCACUCGACCCACUCGAUGACCGCCGCCUGCUGCCGCCGCAGACACCUCCACCACCAAAACCACCGCCACUGCCCGCACUUCCAUCGCCGCCAGAUACGGCACUACCGAUAUCCCCUCCACCCCCCACCGGAGUCCAUCGUGCCGACAACAACAACAACGACGACGACGCGGCGGCGGUACGUCAUGUCCAGGCCGCACCGGCGCCCGUCUGCCGUGAGGGUUCGCGCGCAGUUUUUACGUCGGCCCGCGGCCGCCAUGUGAGCGAAAUAUUUUCCUCCACGCACGCACACGCACACGCACACACACGCGCACACAUUGUUGUCGCCGCCGCCGCCGCGCCGUCGUCGUCGUCGUCGUCGUUUUUCGGUCGUCGCAUUUCGUAUCGCCGGUGCACACGACCACCGCCGCGCCGCCGAUAUCGUCGUUCGCCGUUCGCUGUCGACGGGGCCGCUGUAGACCCGAGAUGAACAUAAGUCAAUAAUGGGCGGAAUGGAUAACGACCAAUUAUAUUCCGUGCGCUGGAAUGAAUUCCACACAAGUAUUAUAACAUCAUUCAGACAUUUACUCGAUCAAGAAGACUUUAUAGAUGUUACUAUCGCUUGUGAUGGUCAUUCAUUUACUGCACAUAAAGUUGUGCUCUCUGCAUGUAGUCCUUACUUCAGAUCUCUGCUCAAGGCAAAUCCAUGCCAACAUCCGAUUGUAAUCCUUCGUGAUGUUAAGAAACAAGAAAUGGAAGCAUUAUUAAGUUUCAUGUACAAUGGAGAAGUUCGGAUUAAUCAAGAACAUUUACCAGAGUUUUUAAAGACUGCUCGUAGCUUGCAAGUACGAGGUCUCGUUGAUUUUACUAAAGAAAACCAACCGUCCUCGUGGGGAAGUUCAAGCGUAGUUCCAGUUGAUGUUGUUGGAAAAAAUAAAGCCAGUGAUAAUUUACCUAGCCCACCAUAUAAAAGACAACGCAAUAACUCUGAACAGUUGACUACUCAACCGUUGACUCCUAGUAGUAGUUAUAAUGCUGACAGAGAUAAAGAUACACCAUCACUGCUCGUUCAAGCAUUGGAAUUGAAUCAAUCGCAGUCAAGUCAAAACAAAAAUACAGUAGACUCGUCAGUCACUGGUCAUUCGUCUGACGAAGAAGAUAGCAAUUCUGGAGAUUCAGAUGGCAGUCAUACAGUUAAUGAUACACGUUCAAAUGUAAAUCAACAAAACAAUGACAUAGUUAUUCAACCUCAAAUAUCUCAGGCCCAACAUUCAAAACUAGAACCUGUAGAUUUUUUAUCAAGUAGUGGUAAUAAUCAUGACCUACACAAUACAUCAAUCUCGAUUGAGCAACAGUCCAGGCACUCUUUUCCUACAUCAAUUUCAUCUGGUGUUUCAAUCAUAAGUAGCUUACAAGGAUUACCAGGUCUAUUACCAGGUCCAUCAGGCAUCCACAACAAUAGCCAAGAAAACAGCUACGGGGAUGGCGGUGGACCUACGAUGGGAUGUUACUUGAACGCCACCGAACCGAAGCCAGUGUGCACAGAAUGCGGCCGGGUGUAUAGCAGCGUGAGCAACUUGAAGCAGCACGUAGCCAACGUCCACUCAGCCACUCCGCACUGGGAACCCUGCCCGGUGUGCGGUAAACACUUUAAGACCAGACAGUAUCUGUUCAAUCACCUGUUGCAAACCCACGGUAUCCGGCAGCGGGGCAGCAGGAUGCACAUGCACUUGCCCUCGGGUGGCGGUGGUGUCGGGGGUGGAGGCGGUCACCAUCACCACCAUAACCAUCACCACCACCACCAUCCUUCUCACCCAUCGACGAUCGCGUCGUCGUCGUCACCACUGCAGGCCCACAGCCCGUCGGCCACAAUUUCCUCGUGUUUUCCCAACGCCUCCGUGGUAAAACCGCUCAUGUCGCACCACGCCGACAUCAAGCCCCUGUCGCAUGCGUCCGUCGCCGCGGCCGCCGCAGCAGCAGCCGCCGCAGCCGCAGCCGCCGCCGCCGCCGAUCAUAACGAACAGCGGCAGCAGCAGCAGCAGCAGCAGCAGCAACAGCAGCAACAACAGCAUCCCCCAAACACUUUCGUACCACCCUUACCGUCGUCCUCGUCGGCGUCCGUGUUGAACCGACUCAACAACCCCGAUCUAUCUUCCCAGUUCUACAUGUUAUCCAAGUCGGCCGUUACCAGAUAAUAUUAUAGUCCCCCGUUUCGUAUAUUAAUUCUGUUAAAGUAAUAAUAAUAAUAGUUUAGUUAAGAUUAACCCGGCUACACUGUGUAGGUGUACACCUCGACGAUGGGACUUAAAACCAUGGUUUCCGAUGGUAUAUAAUAUUACGCGUAAUACAUUAUUACCUAUUAUAUUAUUACGUGUAUACUGCUACGCAUCAUGUACACUGCGCGUAUGUCGGACGACGACGAGGUCAUUGUUUAUGACUUUUGUUUUUCUAUUUUACUCGAGGUUUACUUUUAUAGUAUCAUUUUAAUUUUUUUUUCCAAACCGCCUUUUGUAUUGGGUUAGGUAUAUACUGUGUGUCUUAUCCGGUUUGCACUCGGGUCUGACGUUCUAUAAACUGUGGUUUGUACCGCAUAGUAGGUACAUACGUAAUAUAUUAUAUCAUAAUGUUUGACAUUGUUUUCUACUCUCGUAUUUGCAGGCAAAACUCGCAAACGUGGAAGGGGUGUUAUGACGUCAACUCAUCCGAUUUUAGCAAUAAUUAUUAUCUAAAACUUUUUUUUUCAUAAACGACUAAAUACGUGCCAAUUUUGACAAUUUUAUAAAUUAAAAAUAUAUUUUUAAUUAUGCUGACGUUUGGAAAUAUCAUAUACUUAAUACUUAGUUGUAGCAUAUUAUAUUAAGCUACAUACCAUCAUAUUUUGCUCAUCUUAUUUUUGAACAUGUUCGCUAAAAAUUACGAAAUCAAAAAAUACGAAUCACACACGAUUAUAAUAAUAAUUGGUAUUCACGAUAAACCGCGAUCAAUAAUAUUAUAAUACCAAUAAAUUAUAAAUCUAAGCAUUAAGCAUUUUUUACAAAAGAAAAUAUGAUUAAUAUUCUUUACGAUUCGCGCCGUGUUCGUCAUUAGUCAUUACUUUGUCGUGUAUACAAAUGUGCUUAUUACACAAAAUAUUAAAAUAAAAAAUCAUAACUGAAUUCUCUUUAUUUAUCCUUAUAACCAAAUAAACAUAAUAAUAAUUAAUACAAAUAAAAAGUUUUUUUUUAAUCUAUCAAUUGUAUUUUAGUAUAUAGUCUGUUAUUAAUGGAACAGUUGAACUCUGGCUACUUCUUUUUCAUUCAAAUAAAUUGAUUCUUUAUGCAGACUACGUCUGAACAUAAUAAAUAAUAAGUCCUUUAGAUUAUUAAAAUACUUUUGAAAAUAUAACUAAUAAUUAGAAAAUAUACUAGAUAAUAGAUAUAACGACACAUUAAACAUUAUGCGAUACAUAAUUGAGUGAUAUAGUCAUAUAUUCGUAUAAUCAUAGUGAUAUUUGUUAAAAUAUUUAUGACCGAAAAUAUGAGUCCUACAUUUAGAAAUUAUAUAAAUAUUUUGUUGAUAUUUACUAGGUAUUGUUCUCUAUGAAACAAUCGUUUUUAUCGACAGAUGAAGAAUAAAAUGAUUUUCGUUAAAUUUUAAAUUUAAACAUAUAUAUUUAUAUUUUUACAAUUCAUAUAUAAUAUAAUAUAAUAUAGUAAGGAUUAUUUGUAUUUUAUUACUAUGUAAAUACGACUGCGUAAAUAAUGUAUAUUUUAUAUUAUAUCGUCAUUUAUCCUUAAUUUGGUCCUCUGAUUCUAGUCUUUAGUACUGUGGAAAUAAUUAUUAGAUAUUAGUCGUAUAAAUAUUUUAAUUGAUUAUAUUAUUCAAACUGUCUUCAGACAAUGAAGUGCAGCUAUAUAUAAUGCAUUAUCAUGUUUUAUUACAUAUCUUACAUUUAUUUACGUUAAAAAAAUUACCUAAAAAUUUACUCUAAUGUUUUAAUUAUAUUUUAUUGGUUAUUUUAUUUUUAGUUUAUAAAAUAGUUGCUUAUGUUUUUGUUACGUGACGUAAAGUAUUUUGGUAGGUAGUUGAACCAUUGCAAUUCCUAAUUCAUUAAUGAAUUUAUUGUACAAUUUAUAUUAAAUAAACGAAAUACCAUUUUCAUAUUUAAAUACAUAAUAUAUUAAUAUUAUUAAUUUAUAGACAUUUUUUCAAAACAAGUAUGAAUAAAUUGUGAUAAUAGUGUUUUAAAUUUACACUACUUAAUCAAAAAAAUUGCAAAUAGAUUACAAUAACUAAAUACCAAACUUACUUUACAUUGUCUACUCUAUUUAUCAAUUAUUUUUAUUUUUGUUACGUUUUAUUUAUAAUUUUUCAAAUGUUUAAUUUAGAAUAUGUUUUUUUUAGUUUAUUGGUCAUUUUAUUUUUUAAUAAAAAAGAGUAGUAAUAAUAACUAUACCAUUCAUAUAACGUUUUUAUAAAGUAUAAUAAUUGUAUAAUAAUAAGUAAAAUGCAUUAUUUAGUCAAUAAGAUGCCAAUGUCAUAAUAUUGUUUUCAUCUAUUAUGUUAGUCAGGCAUUUCAAAACUCUAAAAUGUAAUCAAAAUUUAUAAAAUCAAAAUGUCAAAAAAUCGUUCUAUUUAUUUGUAGUUUAACAACUGAAACACAAAUUAAGGGCCGUUCUUACAAUGUCCGGUAAAGUGUCGGUUAACGCUAACCGACUGAUAACAGAUUUUAUUACCGGCAGAAUUCGGCCGGUUAAGUGUCGAUUAACUUUAACCGGACAUUGUAAGAACGGCCCUAAGGAAUUAAAUUAUAAAUUUGGUAUCGAUAACGAGCUAUGUUCGAACUUAUUUUAAUGUAUUGUUUAUAAAUUUGGUUAGCACUCUGCAUAUUUUGACUGUUGAAAAUAUAAAUGUUUUCAUCAUCAAAAAUUUCAAUUUUAUAUAAAUACAUGCUAUUAUGUAACAUGGAAUAUUUUAUUUAUCUAAUGUUUAAUUUGGUUUUACUAAUAUGAUAAAUUAAUUAAUUGGUACCAAUAGCAACAUAACCGGUUAAGGUCAGAUUUUAAUUAUAUUGGUCAUUUUCGGGUGCUAUCUUUGUAUAAAAAUUUAAUAUAAAUUUUUUUUUAAAACAAAGCAAUACAAUUUGUUUUUUUUUAAUGUAUGUGAAAUGGUUUGUUACUUUUGAAAUUAAACUUAGUGAUCGAUCUCAAUUAUGUGAUACCUAUUACAUGUUUGUUACUAAACACUAUAAACAAAAAAUUCUGGUAUUGUUCCUUUCGACCAACUGGAAACUUAUUUGGCAUAUUAAAUGUACCUAUUAUUUUUAUUAAGUAAUAUUUUCGUUGUAAAUAAAAGAUUUUUCUGGGAAUACCUAUGUUUUUUUUAGUUUUAAAAUAAUCAAACACGUUUAAUUUCCCCAUUUUUGGUUGUCAAAAUUGUUUUCAAUUUGGGAUGUACUAAUAUUAAACUAGAUAGAUCCCUGUAUUUCAAUUUUACACUUUUGAUAUACUAAAUUAAUUUUAAUCAUCAUCUGAAAGUCGUUGUAGUAUAAUCACAUUUAAAAACUUUAUUAUUAUGGUUUCACUCGUUGCUGGUUCUUUUUUUUUUACUUCAUUAAACACUCGAAUACCACGUAAUCCUUUCCUCAGUUUAAACUAAAUAGUUUAACAUGUCUUUGAAAUAAUAAUUUAAAAUAUGUUAUUGACAAUCAUUAAAAUAUUCUGUUUAUUUUGGUUUAAACGUAUCUGUUUCAAUGUACUCCAUACUUUUUCAACAGAUAAUAAUAUAAUUUUAUAAACCUCCUCAUAUACCCCUUUAAAUUUGAUAUAGUUUUUUUAAAGAUGACAUUUUACCAUUAAUUUUAACUUCCUGAAUUGAUUACAUGAAAUAAUAAAUUAUUAUAAUAAGUCAAGUAAUACAAUUUUACCUAUAACAAUAUUUACACCAAACUCUUCAUAAUAUUAUUAUGCUUACACCGAAUUUCCGAUUUGUGUCUGUUUUUUAAAAUUUUGUUAUGUUUUAUUUCUAUUCAAUAGAAGACUGAUCGAUACUAACAGAAUAUUGUUUGUAUACAUUAUCAAUUAACAGCAAACCGUAUAUUGUGCGUGUCAUCAAAAAAUAUAUAAAUACGAUAAAACGAUAUAAACUGUUUUUAUUUGGUAAUCGCUAACUAAUAUAAUUCUCCACAUAAUAUAUAUAUAACCCAACAUUAAGAAAAUAACAAAAACUGUCCGAGUUACAUCAUUCAAUAUUUUCAUUGCACAUCUAUCAGGGUUUUUGUUUAUUGUACGAAACAAUCUAUUUACUUUAUCUGUGUAUAAGCGUAUAAGGCGGUUAAAACCAUUUUGUUUAGAGUCAUAGUUUUAUUUAUAUUUUGUUUUUCAUCUUGCAGCUGCGACCGUCCAUUUUGUAGUAAUGAAAUGACAUUUUAAAUCUGCAUAAUUGUUUUUGUAAGAAACGUCUACAAAAUUAAAAAUCCAUUUCCUAUAAGAUUUGUAGAAAUUAGGCUUACGAAUUUCAAACAUUUUUGAAAAUUUUAAUCGAACCACGGGAAUAACAAUUUUUAUCUUACCUCCUUCUGGUUUAAAUGCAUAAAAAAUUAACCUUAUUUUCAACCACCAUCAAAAAAAUGUGAAUACCUAUCACAGAUCACAAAUGCCCAAUACCUAUUUCGUAGUAACGUAUAUUAUAAAAUAUAGAAAAACAUCAAAAUAUUAUAUUUUAUUACAUUUGAAACAUUCAAAACUCAAAAUAACAAUUUUAUAUAAUGUAUAUUUUAUUGUACAUUAUACCUAUUUUAAUUUAUAACUUGUAAGCAGUAAAAAUUGUAUAGCAGGCGUCUAUCUAUUAUACUAAUAAUGAUUUAUAUGAGAUAUACCUAUUGCGCGUUAUUACAAUACAUAGUAUUUAACUAUUUAUGCGAUUAUUUGAUUAUACACACAAUCAUAUUAUUAUGUCUUAUUAUUUCGAACGAGCUGUAUUUUUUUCGACAAUUAUUGUGUACGUCGUGUAUUUUAUGAUAAUAUAUUAUUACGUGUGUAAGUACAUAUACAUACAUUUAUGGCGAAAUUCUCUAUACUGUAAUCUAUACGGUUUAUUAUCGAUUGUUUGUUAAAAUAUGGUACUAUGUAGAAUCCUAUGGGUUUCUUUUUAUUUUAUAUAUUAACUAUAUGGAUACAUAAAUAAAGGCGAAAUUU
Messenger RNA from Metopolophium dirhodum (rose-grain aphid), 7530 nucleotides. Its product is annotated as protein abrupt-like. Gene Ontology annotation, biological process: regulation of transcription by RNA polymerase II. The coding region runs from base 859 to 2550 and encodes 563 amino acids. The transcript is spliced from 7 exons. The record is from RefSeq and is a predicted model, not a curated record. Gene Ontology annotation, cellular component: nucleus. Gene Ontology annotation, molecular function: protein binding. Lineage: Eukaryota; Metazoa; Arthropoda; Insecta; Hemiptera; Aphididae.